Messenger RNA from Sebastes umbrosus (honeycomb rockfish), 2426 nucleotides. RefSeq names its product fatty acyl-CoA hydrolase precursor, medium chain-like. The transcript is spliced from 13 exons. Gene Ontology annotation, molecular function: hydrolase activity. NCBI's taxonomy places the organism in Eukaryota, Metazoa, Chordata, Actinopteri, Perciformes, Sebastidae. The coding region runs from base 16 to 1839 and encodes 607 amino acids. The record is from RefSeq and is a predicted model, not a curated record.
AAACCGGCAUGUAGUAUGAAGUGCAGCACCACCUUGGUCAAAUCAGGGGAAAGCUUCUCACCAAGUGUCAUUUUGUCUUUGAGCUUCCUCCUCUCUGUACCGAGCAGUGUCACAACAACCCCCACAGAGAACAACCACCAUGAAGAUCCGAGGAAAACAGACCAGCUUCUUUCUAACCUUUGUUUUAUUUCUCCAUGUUGCUGCAGACCUGCAUGUCCUAAUAUCCUGAUAGCACCUGAAGUCCACACAAAGCUCGGGAGCCUGAGAGGUCAGUAUGUGAGUGUAAAGGGGAAGGAGACUGGGGUCCACGCCUACCUGGGUAUCCCAUUUGCCAAGCCACCCGUCGGCCCUGCUCUGAGACUGGCUGCACCCCAGCCUGUAGAGGGAUGGGAAGGAGUGAGAGACGCCACCCGGCAGCCACCCAUGUGUGUUCAAAACAAACAGUUUUCUAUAGAUAUGUUUGAUAAACUCGGUGUGAAGUUGGCAGAGCUCCCAGACAUCUCAGAGGACUGCCUUCACCUCAACGUUUACACCCCUGCAAACAGAGCUCACAAUGCCAAGCUCCCAGUCAUGGUCUGGAUCCAUGGUGGAGGGUUUACUAUCGGGUCAGCUUCAACAUAUGAUGGCUCUGCACUGGCUGCUUACCAGGAUGUGGUUGUGGUUCUGAUCCAGUACCGCUUGGGGCUUCUGGGCUUACUCAGCACUGGUGAUGAGCACAUGUCAGGGAACUUUGGCCUGUUGGACCAGGUACAAGCUCUGAGGUGGAUCCAGCAGCACAUUCACAACUUUGGAGGAGACCCAGAUUUAGUUACCAUAUUUGGGGAGUCUGCAGGCGGAACGAGCGUAUCCCUCCUGCUUCUCUCACCAUUGUCUGAUGGCCUGUUCCACCGUGCCAUUGCUGAGAGCGGCACUGCUGCAAUGGAUAUGCUCUUUGCAAAUGAUCCUCUACCAGCAAUGCAGAUGGUAGCCAAUAUAUCUGGCUGUAGCCUCGAAAGCACGGAGAAGAUCGCUGAUUGCAUGAGAAACCUCGAUAUUAACACUAUUGAGGCUAUUGGGCAGGAUCAACAAUUGAGAAUUACUCCAAAUGUUGAUGGACACUUCCUGACAAAACCUGUGGAUGAGCUGUUCCACAAACAUGAACUUCUCACUGUACCAUUCAUGACCGGCGUUAAUAAUGAUGAAGGGGGCUGGAUACUUCCUCAGUACUUUGCUCCUCCAAACUGGACAGAGGGAAUAGAUCGGGAGCCGGUCAUGAACAUGAUGUUCAUAUUCUACCCUAAUCCCGAAGAUGCGAUGUUCAGAGAUUUGGUGGUAGAUGAAUAUGUUGGAACCGGUGAAGAUCGUGUGAAGAAUAGAGAUGGGUUCACUGAGCUAAUUGGAGAUAUGAUGUUUACCAUUCCAGCCAUUAAGACUGCUAAUGCCCACAGAGAUGCAGGUGCCCCUGUAUACCUGUAUGAGUACCAGCAUCCUCUCAAAUUCCUGCAGUCAAAAAGGCCAAGCUUUGUUGGGAGUGACCAUGGAGAUGAACUCUUUACAGUGUUAGGAUUCUGCUUCACAACUACCCAUAUGAAAUUAGCCGAUGCAUGUGAUGAAGAUGAGGAGCAGUUGAGCAGAACCAUGAUGAGCUACUGGGCCAACUUUGCUCGCACAGGGUCUCCUAAUGGGGGUGGCCUUGUCCACUGGCCAAAGUAUGGAGCAGAAGAAGACUACUUGUCAAUUGAUGUAAAGGAGCAGGUAACUGGUCAGCACCUGAAGAAGGACCGGUUUGUCUUUCUGACACAGACUCUCCCGGAGAAGGUCCGACAACACAAAGAGAAGAUGGAGCGCAGCGAGCUGUAAAACAGUCACCUCACCUUCCUCCCUUCCAUAAAUGUUUUUAUUGAUUAAUUUUAACCACAAACAAGUCAGUCAAAAAUGCAUUAGACAUACUGUGAGACAUUUGUAAAAGUAAUGUGAUGAUAGUAUUUUUUAUUUUUAAAGCACUUCAUGGUCUUGCACCAGCAUAUGUCUCACAUGCUUACAGUGUAUGAACUGGUACGGCCUCUCAGGUCCUCUGGCACGAGUCUAUUAGUUUUAGUCAGGACUAAAACCUUUGGUGGGGCAGCUUUUAGACAUUAUGCUCCGAGCCGCUAGAACAGUCUGCCUGAGGAUCUGAGAGCUGCUGGAGCUGUUGAAAUCUUUAAACGUAAACUUAAAGCCUACCUAUUCAACUAGGCCUUUGAUGAAGAAUGGUUAUUAUUUAAUUCACUUAUUUUGAUGUAUUUAAGUUGUAUAAUUUUAUUGUUAUUUUAUAACAAUUAAUCUAGUGUUAAAUUCACACUGUUUUGCUACUAUUACUGUUAUUAUAGCUUUUAUUUCUAUUUUAUUACAUUUUGUGUGCAUUUGUCUGAAAUAAUUAAAUUGUUAAAUCUGUUGUUUUCACUGUA